CACUCUUUUAUGUAAUAAAGAGAGUAACCCCAAACGUUCUGGAGGAAAUGCACAAAGCAGCCCGGUUCUGACGGAACCUGCCUGCUGUCAGUCCCCAGCACGGACGCGUUUCUGUGCUGACAUCCACACUUCCAGCUGCAAACCUUCCCCUUGGCCGCUCCAGCUGUGCUCAUGAACCAUUCCAGAACCUCGGGUGGGCGAUUCAGAGCUGCUCUCCCACUCCUCUGCUCCAGGAGUGCAGUCAGGAGGGACAAAGCUGAGCGACAAUGAAGUCACUGGGUAUUAAUUCUGGGGCAGAGCUGUGUGUGUGUGGCAGCGAUCUGAGUUAGUGCUGGGCUGGGGCAGGGGCUGAGCAUCACCCAGGGAGCUCCUUUGGGCUGGACAGGUCUGAGCAGUGCGUGAGAAACUCCCUGCUCUGCUCCUGAGGUGCGGCUGAGCCGCACAUGGCAGCUCACAACGCCUGAGUUUCAUUCUUGGUGGAUGUUUCCUCGUUCCUCUGUUGAAAUUACAUGUUUGAAAACAUUUCCUUAUGUGGUGCAGCUUGUUUGUUUGUUUGGUAAGAAUUGUGAAUUACACACGCAAAAGAGACUGUGGGAUCCGGGCCAAGGUUAGAGAUGGUUCAUAGGAAAGAAGCAUUUGAAACAUGUGAAUAAUUCCUUUGAGUUGAAGUUAAGGUUCUGCUGUUUUCUUUUGUUUGGUUGUAUUUUUGUUCCUAGUUGGUGUCUGGCCUGCACACAAGCACCCAGCAUAGAUAACUCUUGUGACUGACAGCAUCCAAAAGCUUUCCCUGUUGGCAAGCAGGGGUUUUUUUGGGCAUUUUUUCCCCCCAUCAAAGAAUAGUAAGGACUUAUUUUGUGUUCUUUUUUUGAAAGGAGCCUUCUCCAGAGGAACGCUCUGCAGGUCCAGCACAGCUGCGAGCUAAAUUCCUGCACACGGAGCACGAGCUGAGGGAGCCCAAGACAGUGACCCAGGCCGACAUGAAGGUGGAAAUCCUGCCAGCCCUCACUGACAACUACAUGUACCUCCUCAUCGACCAGGACACCAGGGAGGCUGCCAUAGUUGACCCUGUGCAGCCCCAGAAGGUUUUGGAUGCAGUCAAAAAGCACGGCGUGAAGCUGACCACUGUCCUGACCACCCACCACCACUGGGACCAUGCUGGAGGCAACGAGAAGCUGGUGAAGAUGGAGCCGGGGCUGCGCGUGUACGGGGGGGACGGCAGGGUGGGGGCCCUGACGCAGAAAGUGUCCCACCUGACAGCUCUCAAGGUGGGAUCUCUAAGUGUGAAAUGCCUCAGUACGCCGUGUCACACCUCGGGACACAUCUGUUAUUAUGUGACUAAGCCAAAUAGCUCCGAGCCACCUGCAGUUUUUACAGGUGACACCCUGUUCGUGGCUGGCUGUGGCAAGUUCUUCGAGGGCACCCCUGAGGAGAUGUACAAGGCACUGAUCGAGAUUCUGGGCAGCCUGGACCCCAAAACGCGGGUUUACUGUGGCCACGAGUACACCAUCAACAAUCUCAAGUUUGCUCGGCACGUGGAGCCCAGUAACCCCAGUAUCCAGGAGAAGCUGGCCUGGGCCAAGGGAGAAGUCGGUCCAGGAGCACGCCGGGGAGAGCGACCCUGUGCGGGCCAUGGGGGCCAUCAGGAAGGAGAAGGACAACUUCCGAGUGCCCAAGGACUGAGCACUGCCUGCAUCACUUCACUGUCACUGCAAGCGUCACUUAGGCCAUUCAGAUGUUUUAGGAGUCAAAUCUUCUCUCGUGGUUGAGACAAGUUUUAUUUAGGUUUUUAUUUUGUCUUAAUUAAGGAAAAGAAAAGGAAAAAAAAAAGCACUUUGCCCUCGUUGAGAUGUUCUACAGCUUAUUUAUAUUAUGAUGAAGAAUAUUUAUGGUCCUCUUGCUGUCUGUCAAGCUGUCAGGUGUCACCUGCAGAUCAUGGUGCAAGUGGUGGUGUGAGACUCGAGGCUGGGCAGGAUGAAGCCUGGAGGUUUAGGAAGAAGCUCCUGUUAUUUUUGUGGGAGCCUGAUGUGGAUGCAGAAGGUGGGACUGAGAUGUCUUUGCUUGAAGCAGAGACCACCUGCAGGAGCUGAAGAUUUCAAUGUUCCUUCCAUGCUGCUGCUUCAACAUUGUGAGCAUCGCUUCUGGCUCCACUAAAACCAGUUCCAGGGUCAGAGCUGCUGUGCCAGUGCUGCUCCAGGGUCACCUGGGAGCUCCAUGGGCUGCUCUGGCUCUGGGAGUGGCUCCUGGGGCCACCCAGCUUCUCUCUCAUCCCUGGCACAGGCAGCAGGGACGUCCCCAGGCAUUGCUCUGCUUGUGCCCUGAGUCCCCAGGCUGCUGCAUGAAUCUGCUCCCUGCUGUGCCCUGUGUGACCUGUGCCAGCCCAAAAAACCCCAAAAAACCGGGCAGGGAUUUGUCAGAGUGCAGAAGCUCCUGGUGAGUGACUGACACCCCUGCAGCACCCCUGGGGACAGGCUGAGCAGUUGGAACCUGUCCCCAGGUGAGCAGGGAUGUGGGCUGGCACCAGGUUUGCUUUAAAAUGCUGAAUUUUACGUAGUUCAGAGGGAAAAGUGGUACCUAAAGCUGUGGUGUCUCCUGGAACGCUGUGCUGCCACACCAGAGUGUGACUGUGCUGAGGGCUGGGCAGAGGGGAAAUAAAUAACAGCUGGAAACAGAGA
Molecule: messenger RNA, 2672 nt
Organism: Parus major (Great Tit)
Lineage: Eukaryota; Metazoa; Chordata; Aves; Passeriformes; Paridae
Product: hydroxyacylglutathione hydrolase, mitochondrial
Exons: 8
Coding region: 978-1766 (262 amino acids)
Biological process (GO): glutathione metabolic process
Cellular component (GO): mitochondrion
Molecular function (GO): hydroxyacylglutathione hydrolase activity
Source: RefSeq, a predicted model, not a curated record